GACGCGACCAUUGCCCUGGAAACUGGUGGCCUACCAACCGACAAAGAGACGCGGGGCUUCUCGAGGGUCCUCUUGCAAGUGGUGCUGUCGCCGGACGUGGCCAACGACCUGGCCUAUGUCAGCACAGACUGGUUCGAUAGGACGGGUCCUGCACCCGGCCACCAGCAUAAGGAUUGGAAAGCGGUCAGUUUCAUGGAUGCCUACAAAGUGUUGAAGAACACGGUGCAAGGUGACGAGGUCACGGCACGGGUGCUCUUGAAGCGGGACUGGGGUCUUGCGCCCUCCGAUACGACAGAGUCCGUGAAGAUCAUCGCCACUUCCCCGGCUUUUGCCGACUCAGAUUUCAUGGAGUUCGCCGCGAGCGUCCUAGAGGACAUCCGAAACUGCGUGCUGCAGCACCCCCAGACCCCGAAGAAAAAGACAGGGGUGUGGCCAUGGUGGGUCCUCGAGCUCAAGGUCGUGGUGCCGGUGCUGUGCCUCGGGCUCUUGGCCUGUCUUGGAUACAUCGGAUGCAGGCGCAAAAGGACCCAGGCCCCGGCCACGGGCACUGCGACCAGGGAUGUGGAGCUGAGACUUGCCUAA
Molecule: messenger RNA, 582 nt
Organism: Symbiodinium necroappetens
Lineage: Eukaryota; Dinophyceae; Suessiales; Symbiodiniaceae
Source: the annotation of a GenBank genome assembly